AUGCUAGCCACAUUCACCAGCAGCAAAGAGACGUCCAUGGCUUCAUUCAAGUUGCCACGGCCAGAAAGCCAGAUUGCGCUGGAGGAUCUGGACUUGAUCUUUUAUUCGGGGUCCGACACGGAGUAUCAACAGAAAGUAGCGGAUCGACUGUCGCAGGAUUACGGACGAAACCGAGAUGACGAGAAUGGCCGCGACACGGGAUAUAAGACGACCAAGACGGUGGUGUUCUACAAUACGAAGAGCAGGUCAGACCACUCGAGUUAUAUGGUAUUUAUUGAGGCCUUGCGAAACUGCGCCGGCGACACAUUCGAUGUAUUCGAAUCGACCCUCAGACAAUCCACAAGCGAUCGUGGGCUGGUCUUAACCGUAGGUGGGGACCCGCGAUCCGCGAUGGGACUGCUUGAAGGUGCGCGGCACAUGGUUCUGCACAAGACCAGAACGAAGGACGUACGCGAUCGCCAGACGACGCUGGUUGUCAAAAGAGCAUCACUGUUGCCAAGAGAUAAAUGGCGGGCCCAGAUGGAAUGUGCACUCGCCGAAGGGAUCAACCCACGGCACGUCACUAUACACUCGCAGCUAUCUCUGGAGGAGAUAAGGAGUUUGGAGCCACCGCGAGAGUUUGAAGAGCUUCACCUGGAUGCUUUCAUCAUCGGCGCAAUGGAGCGAUACCCCAGUAUGAACAUCAGGCGGCUGACAGACUGCUUCGUACACAACUUCGAGAUGUUCAGAGUCACGAUCAAGCGUCUUCAGGUCUUGGGAUUAGUCCGAGGCAGAGAAAUCUCACUCGGCGCCCUCGACUGGCAGCUGAGACACGAGCGUGCGCUCAACGCCGCUCGACUUCUCUCAGUCACGCAAAACAACGUGUCAGCCGCCACAUUCUUGUCUUUUAUUGACGAGAAUACGGAUCCAAGGACGCGUGCAGCCAUGAUCGACAUAGUUGCAAUCAUUCUUGAGUCCUCCGGCCGUUACGACUUCCUGAAAGUCGCCCAUGUCUGGCCCGAGUCCGCCGGCAUGGCAUCCAUCCUCAGCGAGUGCCGCGAUCCCUCCCACAAGACCAUCAUGGAUGGGGCCAUCUGGAUGAACCUGGGCGUGUACCGUUUGUACAUGUGUAUGUGCCGGGGCGGGGAAAACGAGCCCCUGAUCGAAGCCGCCGAUGGCCUCAUGUUAAUCUCCCCGAGAAGAUGUGUGGUAAUAUACGAGAAGGCACAGGAGAUUACCCGGUUACUCCAGGUGUUGGUGGCUCAGCGAAGGGGUACAGGCGGAGCGACGUCAACCGUGAAGCUCCCUGAAGACCAGGUCCUCUCAUCCAGAGAUACAUGGUGCUCGCCUGGGCACACCACCUGA
Molecule: messenger RNA, 1344 nt
Organism: Colletotrichum spaethianum
Lineage: Eukaryota; Fungi; Ascomycota; Sordariomycetes; Glomerellales; Glomerellaceae
Exons: 1
Coding region: 1-1344 (447 amino acids)
Source: RefSeq, a predicted model, not a curated record